AUGGUCACCCUCACCUCGGCACCAGAGACGAUCCGCAGUGGCACCAGCCAGUGGUUUCUUGGGUCUGUGGAAUAUCAUGGGACCACGCGGAAGAGCCUUGGGCGCGACGUCCGCCGCAUGCUGGGGCCCAAGCAUAUCAACACCGGUUUCAUGGUCUUGGGUCUGCGUCAUGCGCGUAGAAAGAUCGCUCUUGUUUCUGGAACCAUGGAAGGCUCUCCCGGAUACAGGGAAUCCUUGAACUACCAUAGUACGCUGCUUCAGAUUGAACAGCGCCUACCCAGCGCUGAGAUCAGUGGAGCAGGGGCAACUAGGAAGGCCAAUAAGUAUGCGAGCAGCCCUGCCGGGUUAUCCAUUCGUGCGCAUGAGUUCACCGUUUAA
Molecule: messenger RNA, 378 nt
Organism: Neoarthrinium moseri
Lineage: Eukaryota; Fungi; Ascomycota; Sordariomycetes; Amphisphaeriales; Apiosporaceae
Exons: 1
Coding region: 1-378 (125 amino acids)
Source: RefSeq, a predicted model, not a curated record